AACACUAACUGAGGACCAAUUGUGUUAAUCAAGAAAGCAUCAAUCUAUUGGAAACAAAAAAAAUCUGGAAUAAAGUUUAUCUCAACUUCUCCCUCCAUACAACGGCGGCGAUGGAACAUUUGUAGAUUUGUACAUACACACUUCCCACGAGAAAGAAAGAAAUAUCGUCACUUCCGCCUACCCCUGUCUUUUAGCACGGGCAACCCCGUGCGUCUUUCUUUUCGCUCAUCAUGGCGGACCGGUUCAAUAAGGUUCUGCUGCUUGAUGGCAGGGGCCAUCUACUUGGCCGGCUUGCCGCCCUUGUGGCUAAACAAGUUUUGCUGGGACACAAAGUGGUGGUGGUGCGAUGCGAAGGCAUCAAUAUCUCCGGCAACUUCUACCGCAACAAGCUGAAGUACCUGGCUUUCCUGCGUAAGAGGAUGAACACCAACCCCUCUCGUGGACCAUACCACUUCAGAGCUCCCAGCAGGAUUUUCUGGAGGACUGUCAGAGGCAUGCUGCCCCACAAAACCAAGAGAGGACAGGCUGCUCUGGAUAGGCUGAAGGUGUUCGACGGUAUCCCCCCGCCCUAUGACAAGAGGAAGCGCAUGGUUGUUCCAGCUGCUCUUAAGGUUGUGCGUCUGAAGCCCACUCGCAAGUUCGCUCUGCUUGGGCGUCUGGCACAUGAGGUCGGCUGGAAGUACCAGGCCAUCACAGCUACCCUGGAGGAGAAGAGAAAGGAGAAGGCUAAGCUUCGCUAUGGCAAGAAAAAGACACUGAUCAAGCUGACCAAGCAGGCAGAAAAGAACGUUGAGGGCAAGAUUGCAAAGUACACGGAUGUUCUGAAACAGUUUGGAGUCCUUGUCUGAGCUGUUUGUCUCUGGCCAAUAAAGAUAAAUAAUGUGUAUACUA
This is a messenger RNA of Etheostoma spectabile (orangethroat darter), 891 nucleotides long. It is a transcript of the gene rpl13a, whose product is annotated as ribosomal protein L13a. The record is from RefSeq and is a predicted model, not a curated record. Gene Ontology annotation, biological process: translation; negative regulation of translation. Gene Ontology annotation, cellular component: ribosome; cytosolic large ribosomal subunit. Gene Ontology annotation, molecular function: mRNA binding; structural constituent of ribosome. Lineage: Eukaryota; Metazoa; Chordata; Actinopteri; Perciformes; Percidae. The transcript is spliced from 7 exons. The coding region runs from base 231 to 848 and encodes 205 amino acids.